UUCAAAGAAAGCUCUGGUAGGCUCGCUCGGUGAGCUCGGAAAAAAAAAAAAAAUGGAAACGCCGGUUCUGGGAUUCGAACCACGGUGUCUUCAUCUCUUCAACACUCACUCUCGUUCCUCUUCCUCGCUCUCCCUUCCCGUCGUAUCCUUACGAGUCCUCACUUCGGCGGCGGCGGCGGCAACAGCAUCUACCGCCGUUGAAUCACCGGCGACCGUAGCAGAAGCUCCUCGUGCGAAACGUCAUUCCAAUGCCUACCUGACGAGAAAAUCCGCCAUUUCUCAAGUUCAACGCUCCUCUGAUGUUCUCUCCUCCCUGAAUAGAUUAGCAAGAGUUUUGAAGGUACAAGACUUGAAUGUGAUUUUGCGUGAUUUUGGAAUCUCCGGAAGAUUGCAGGAUCUUAUACAGCUCUUUGACUGGAUGCAACAGCAUGGAAAGAUUAGUGUUUCAACUUACAGCAGUUGCAUAAAAUUUGUGGGGGCGAAAAAUGUCUCCAAGGCUCUGGAAAUAUACCAUAGCAUUCCAGACGAGUCAACCAAAAUCAAUGUCUUUAUAUGUAACUCCAUUCUUAGUUGUCUGGUCAAGAAUGGAAAGCUUGACAGCUGCAUCAAAUUGUUUGAUCAGAUGAAGCGCGAUGGUCUGAAACCAGAUGUGGUUACAUACAAUACGCUGCUUGCAGGUUGUAUCAAGGUAAAAAAUGGAUACCCUAAGGCUAUGGAACUCGUUGGAGAGCUGCCACAUAAUGGAAUACAAAUGGACAGUGUGAUGUAUGGGACUGUCUUGGCAAUUUGUGCUUCAAAUGGUCGAUAUGAAGAAGCUGAAAACUUUAUCCGGCAGAUGAGAGCUGAAGGUCAUUCGCCCAACAUAUAUCAUUACAGCUCCUUGCUCAACUCUUAUUCUUGGAAAGGAGAUUACAAGAAAGCUGAUGAGCUAAUGACCGAGAUGAAAUCAAUAGGAUUAGUGCCAAACAAGGUGAUGAUGACAACUUUACUAAAGGUUUAUAUCAAAGGAGGGUUGUUUGAUAGAUCAAGAGAAUUACUCUUUGAACUUGAAUCUGCAGGGUACGCUGAGAACGAGAUGCCAUAUUGUAUGUUGAUGGAUGGUCUUUCAAAGGCGGGAAAGUUAGAAGAAGCCAAGUCAAUCUUUGAUGAUAUGAAAGGGAAAGGUGUUAAAUCUGAUGGCUAUGCCAACAGCAUCAUGAUAUCUGCGUUAUGUCGAAGUAAGCGUUUUGAGGAGGCAAAAGAACUAUCAAGGGACUCUGAAACCACUUAUUCAAACUGCGACUUGGUAAUGUUAAACACAAUGCUCUGUGCCUAUUGCAGAGCAGGAGACAUGGAAAGUGUUAUGCGAAUGAUGAAGAAAAUGGAUGAGCAAGCAAUUAGUCCUGACUAUAAUACUUUCCAUAUCUUGAUCAAAUAUUUCAUCAAGGAAAAGUUGCACCUGCUUGCGUACCAAACCAUACUUGAUAUGCACAGUAAAGGCCACCGUCUUGAGGAGGAACUUUGUUCGUCCUUGAUUUACCAUCUUGGCAAGAUUAGAGCUCACUCGGAAGCAUUCUCGGUCUACAAUAUGCUGCGAUACAGCAAAAGAACUAUCUGCAAAGAGCUGCAUGAGAAAAUUCUUCACAUUCUAAUCCAAGGAAAUCUCCUUAAAGAUGCAUAUGUUGUAGUGAAGGACAAUGCAAAGAUGAUCUCACAGCCUACUUUAAAGAAAUUUGGCAGAGCUUUUAUGAUCUCGGGUAAUGUCAAUUUGGUGAACGAUGUUCUGAAGGUCUUACAUGGUUCUGGCCACAAAAUUGAUCAGGUUCAGUUUGAGAUUGCGAUAUCUCGAUACAUAUCGCUGCCCCAUAAAAAGGAAUUGCUUCUUCAACUUCUACAGUGGAUGCCUGGUCAAGGAUACAUUGUUGACUCCUCCACAAGAAACCUCGUUCUUAAGAAUUCCCAUUUGUUUGGUCGGCUACUAAUUGCAGAGAUCUUGUCAAAGCAUCAUGUAGCCUCAAGGACGAUAACUAAAUCUAGAUCCGAGCCGAAAUUUAGAGGUAAGAAGUAAAAGAAGUGUACUUUUUCUGUAUCUUUUUUUUUUUCCCUUUCUGUAGAAUGUAAAAAAUAUAUGUAUCAGAUUACAUGAAAUAGAUGAUAGUCAGAUUUGUAAAUGUCCCAAUUUGAAUCAAAACUUAUAUAAGAUGACAA
Molecule: messenger RNA, 2187 nt
Organism: Capsella rubella
Lineage: Eukaryota; Viridiplantae; Streptophyta; Magnoliopsida; Brassicales; Brassicaceae
Product: pentatricopeptide repeat-containing protein At1g10910, chloroplastic
Exons: 10
Coding region: 53-2047 (664 amino acids)
Molecular function (GO): protein binding
Source: RefSeq, a predicted model, not a curated record